GAAGGGAGAACCCAAGGAGAGAGCUUUGGCCGUGGUUGGGUAAGCCAGAGGGUCUGCGAAAAAUGAGUGGAUGGCCCAAUGCAGACGCGGACGCAAGAGCCUAUUUUAGGUGUUAUAUUCCGGCUUCAAAGCGCGGAUCGGCAGCGACUGCUGUAUUUUAUGCAUGGGGUUUGUAAGGAAGGAGAUAACUGUCGCUACUCGCAUGACCUCUCUGACAGUCCGUAUGGUGUAGUGUGCAAGUAUUUUCAACGUGGGUACUGUAUUUAUGGAGACCGCUGCAGAUAUGAACAUAGCAAGCCAUUGAAACAGGAAGAAGCGACUGCUACAGAUCUAAUUGCAAAACCUACCCUUGCUGCUUCCUCAAGUCUCUCAUCCGUGGUUGGACCGCUUGUCGAAAUGAAUACAGGCGAAGCUGAGUCAAGAAAUUCAAACUAUCCAACAGUAGGAGCAGGUUCAGAGGACUGGGUGAAUGCCAUUGAGUUUGUUCCUGGGCAGCCCUACUGUGGACGUACUGCCCCUUCCUGCACUGAAGCACCCCUGCAGGGCUCAGUGACCAAGGAAGAAUCAGAGAAAGAGCAAACUGCAGUGGAAACUAAGAAGCAGCUUUGCCCCUAUGCUGCAGUGGGAGAGUGCCGCUAUGGGGAGAACUGUGUGUAUCUCCACGGAGACUCGUGUGACAUGUGUGGGCUGCAAGUCCUCCACCCGAUGGAUGCAGCCCAGAGGUCACAGCACAUCAAAGUAAGUCUUCAGGGAGACGCCUGUGUUUUCAGGUGUAAGAAGCUGUAUUUGCCCUUUCACAAUGUCAGUUCAUUUUAGAAAAGUGUUUGAUGA
Messenger RNA from Ictidomys tridecemlineatus (thirteen-lined ground squirrel), 831 nucleotides. Lineage: Eukaryota; Metazoa; Chordata; Mammalia; Rodentia; Sciuridae. The record is from RefSeq and is a predicted model, not a curated record.